GAUGCCAUCGUAGCCGUAGUCUCGUCGCUUUUGCCGCCAGUAGAGCAGUCGAUUUUCGCACGGAGCACGACAGUCGAAAUAAACUUGAAAGAAGCAUUCAACAGCAGAAGAGUGCCAGUCGAGAGAAAUUAAUUUUGUACCUUUACUCAAAAUCAAACAACACACAAUCGCGACCAGUCCUCGAUAUUUGACCAGCUGUGAAGCAUUUAAACGAAACGAACCUUUUGAUACACGAAAAACCCGAACGGAAAACCCUCCGGAAAAUCACUUGCAACCUUUUCUAGUCGUUUUCUUACCCAACACAGGCGCAAAAGCUAAUACAAAAUGUUUGCUUUGUGGUAUUUAACUUUUGCUGUCGACGAAAUACGCAAACGUUUAGCUUGGUUAUUUAGUUCUAACAAGCCCGCAGCGCCAGCGCUCGACAACAAGCCAGCGAAUCCAGCUCCCGCCAAGGAAUCCGCACCAGCUCCUGCACCUGCACCUGCUCCAGCUCCAAAGCCUGCUGUAGUACCUGCUCCAAAACCAGAACCUCCGAAGCCAGCGCCAGUGGUAGCCAAGCCCACGCCGGUUCCAGUUCCUGCCACAGCUCCCGCUGCUCCGAAGGAAGAACCCGCUCCAAAGCCCAAACCUGAACCUGUGCCCGCACCCGUAGUUGCCCCGCCCAAACCAACUCCUCCACCAGCCAAGCCGAGCAGUCCGCCCAAACAAGCCGACAAGAUGCCUAUUCCAUUGCCAAAAUCCUUGACAGAGGCCAAUACCAAUGGCCAAAAUGGCAAUGCAGCCAAUGGCGGAAAUGUGGAUGAGCGGGCCUUCGCUGGCCAGCAGGCCGAGAAGGUGCUCCCAGCGGCCAAGGAGGCCAGCAAUGACUUCAUCAAGGGCGAGACCAAUGCCUUCAUCCAGUCGAUUAAGGAGGCUCAACAGCUGGGCGAGCGGUAAGCUUUAAA
Messenger RNA from Drosophila erecta, 944 nucleotides. RefSeq names its product anther-specific proline-rich protein APG. The transcript has 3 exons. The record is from RefSeq and is a predicted model, not a curated record. The coding region runs from base 325 to 936 and encodes 203 amino acids. Lineage: Eukaryota; Metazoa; Arthropoda; Insecta; Diptera; Drosophilidae.